Octopus bimaculoides (California two-spot octopus) is the source of this 555-nucleotide messenger RNA. Its product is annotated as translation initiation factor eIF2B subunit alpha. Gene Ontology annotation, molecular function: guanyl-nucleotide exchange factor activity; translation initiation factor activity. NCBI's taxonomy places the organism in Eukaryota, Metazoa, Mollusca, Cephalopoda, Octopoda, Octopodidae. Gene Ontology annotation, cellular component: eukaryotic translation initiation factor 2B complex. The record is from RefSeq and is a predicted model, not a curated record. Gene Ontology annotation, biological process: translational initiation.
AUGAAGACCAAAGAAGGUAAUGAUUUCCAAGAAUGUCGCAGUCGAUUAGUUGAGCGUGGAGAACUGUUCUUGGAGAAGGUGACCAAAUCUCGUGACAAGAUAAGCAAAUUGUGCAAACCGUUUCUUCGGGAUGGAAUGACUAUACUCACCCAUUCUCGGUCCCGUGUAGUUCUACAAGUCCUGAAGGAAGCAGCCCGCGACAAGAAGCGUUUCAAUGUCUUCGUCACAGAAUCGAGGCCAAAUGAAAGCGGACGUGUUUUGUGCAAUGAGCUAAAGAAAGCAAACAUCCCUGCUCUGUUAAUUCUAGACGCUGCUGUGAGUUCUGUCAUGCCAGAUGUUGAUCUGGUUCUUGUUGGUGCUGAAAGUGUUGUAGAAAGUGGCGGAAUCAUCAACAGGAUUGGUACCUUCAACAUUGCUCUUGCUGCCAAAGCCUUCAACAAACCAGUUUAUGUUGUGGCCGAAUUCUUCAAGUUUGCUCGGUUUUUCCCCCUCACUCAAAAAGAUCUCCCCAAGAAAUUUGAAAACCCUUUGGGUAUAAUUUAUAUAAGUUUGUAA